Messenger RNA from Guillardia theta CCMP2712, 983 nucleotides. RefSeq lists its product as hypothetical. Bases 120 to 896 code for a protein of 258 amino acids. Lineage: Eukaryota; Cryptophyceae; Pyrenomonadales; Geminigeraceae. The record is from RefSeq and is a predicted model, not a curated record. Gene Ontology annotation, molecular function: DNA-binding transcription factor activity. The transcript has a single exon.
AACCCAACUGAACUCCAUACUCCCCUCCACACCUUCAUCUCUUCCUAGUCUUCUCCCCUCCAACCAACAUAUACAUAAACAACAUGGAUGAAAAGUUCUUAUUUCCAUAUGAUGACGACAUGCUCUCCCAACACCCCCAACCACCCUUCCUCUCCUCCCCUGCUCCCCCCCAGACGGAGCCUCCCUCCUGCCAAGAUCGUCUCCAGCAUGACAGCAUCAGCUCUCAGAUCUCCUCCGCCCGCGUCGCGCUCGUCUGCCCUCGCAAGAAGAAGGCAGGCCCUGGCCAGUCUCCCCGACAGCCCGACGACCCGGUCGUGCUGACGAGAGAGCUUCUGGAGGGCCUCUUCGAUCGCUCGCUCGCUGCGGCAUCGGAGGCGCUUGGGAUCUGCCCUACGGCCAUCAAGAAAGCCUGCAGGAGGCUCGGGAUCGACAAGUGGCCUUUCAAGGGGCCGGCAGGGAGGUCCAGCAAGCCACCUACCCCGCCAUCCUCGUCGGCCAUGUCGGGAGGGUGUGUGGCAUCGGUGGAGGUGUCAGCGUGCGAGGACCUGCCGCUAUCAAGCCAUGACGUUUGUUCGCUUGAGAUCGUUCCGUCGAAGUGCGAAUUUUUGCAGUGCAAAACUAAGCCGAGUGAAUUUUUUUCCUGUUUCAGCUUUGAAGGCCAUUCAAGGACACUGCAAGAUAAGAUCGACGAUCCUCACUGCACGGAGACCCGCCAUUGCCCUCUUCUGCUUCAACGCCGAGACUCUCUCGACCAGUACGCGUCCAUGCUCGCCGUACCUCCAGGAGAGGAGGGGCAAGGCGACGCCGUGUUCUGGAAGGAGCUGCUGGGGAUGCUGCCGGAGGAGGUGAAGGGGAAGAGGGUGGAGGCCGACUUUGACUUUUCCUGUCGUUUAUGAUCUUGCGUGGAUCAUGGAUAACCAUGUUUACUUGCGAGGCAUACCAUAUCAUGUUAUAUGUUUGCUCAAUAAAACUUGAAGAUGUUG